AUGGCAAAACCAUAUAAUAACAACGAGGAAAUCGGUGGCAUCUCAUCUGGUAACACACACAAUGCCUCUUGUGAUAGCUGUCGAUCAGCUAAGAUCUACAGUGAUCGAUACAAAUGUUUACAAUGUAUUGAUUAUGAUUUAUGUGGUCACUGUUUCGAAGAACGACGUGAAACACGACCACACUCGAGUGGUCAUGCAAUGGUUCAUUUUAAAAUACCUAAUGAAUUAUUCGGUCAAGUUUAUAAGGCCAUUUGGUUAUCGAAAAAUCGUGAAGUAGCAUGCAAAGUAAUUCGAGUGACAGCACAUCGACGCCAUUUGGAAGAUAGUUUUCGAAAAGAACUAAAUGCUUAUGCUGAACUAUCAGGUGCUUACAUUCUCAAAACAUUUGGCUAUGGAGAACGUCUGAUAGCCAAUGGUAUCAAAGAAUGUUAUUUGAUAACCGAAUUGAUGCAUCGCGGAAGUCUUUCAAAUGUCAUUCACAAUGGUAUUGAGAAAAUUUCACUUCGACGUAAAUUGACCAUGGCAUGCCAUGUUGUUAGUGGUAUGCGCAAGUUACACGCUCACACAAUGAUUCAUCGUGACAUCCGUCCCGACAAUAUUCUUGUCUCAAGUAACUACACAGCUAAAAUCGGUGAUAUGGGUAUAGCUCAUGUCUUCAAUCCGGAAGAAAAACACACAUUAAUAGGUUGUUUGCCAUUUAUGCCACCAGAGUUUCAUAGAGGAGACGGUCAAUAUGAUCAAUCACUCGAUGUGUUUACUUUUGGAUUAACAUUGAAUGAAUUGUUUACGGAGAAACUUCAUCGAUUCAUUCAAGCCACUAAACGCAUUCAAAUUACUGAACAAAGUUCUAUCUUUCUUGAUCUGAUUACUCGAUGCAUUCAUCAUGAACCAACUCAGCGGCCAACAGCUGUUGAACUUGAAGACGUGCUAAAUAUGUAUCGACGAGCAGCAGAGAAAUAUAUCAAGGAGAAGCAUCCCAACUAUACCAGUCAAACACUAGCAACGAAGGAUGCCAUUUUUGUCAAAUUCUAUGAUGAAUAUCACAAACUACAGAAAGAGGAGCCUAAGCCAGUCUAUUCACUGCCACCAAGACCACGUUUCAAUUCGGAUUUGAUUCGUCAGUACUUCGAUGAUAUGAUGAAACAAUUCAAUAGUAUUCGUCAUCGUAUUGGUUUUCGCCGAUCAAAACAUCAACAGCCAGCUCCGCAAGGCGUUCAAGGAAUGAAAUACUUCGACGAUGCUUGCAAUGAUGAUCAUGAUCAGGUCAUCAAACUCGAGCCAAUAAAAAUUGAUAAGCGACCAGCGCGAUGUCCUAGUCCACCAUCGAAUUUUCCUCGAGCUCAAGAAGAGAGUCAACAGCAGUUUCUCAAUGCGGUAAAACAUCCACGAUCACGUACACCAGUUCCUCUAUGUCCACAUUUCGACAAUCAAAUGCAUCAGCAACAUAUUUUCCAUAGAGCGGGUGCAUUUCGGCCAAUCAACGCUAACAAUGACAUUCAUCAGCGCGUUAUUGAAUUUCAUUUGAAUGCCGGUUUUGAUCAAAGUCCUAGACAGUUUCAUCGCAUGAUGCAUCAAUUCCAAUAG
Molecule: messenger RNA, 1584 nt
Organism: Rotaria sp. Silwood1
Lineage: Eukaryota; Metazoa; Rotifera; Eurotatoria; Philodinida; Philodinidae
Source: the annotation of a GenBank genome assembly